CGAUCAAGAGAAAGCUGAUCAGAUCUACGCCCUUUCCAUUCUUUCCCUUACAUUCGCCUCUCUCUACCUUGCUACAUUAUCACUCAGCUUCUGUGGAUACUUCUUCUUCUUUUUCCAGAUGAAUUGGAAUGUCAUUAUUUUGAUCAAGAGCUGGCAAUGAAGCAGCAUUAGGAAUUUCUAAUUGUGGUGCAUGCGACUGGAUAGGAUUGAGAAGCAAAUUUAGCUUCUUUUAAUUGGUCCAUGCUUGAAGGUAAUUUCAUAGAAUUUCCUAAGCCUGUCAUAGAGCAUUUGUCGCUGCUGGUUUGCGUGAAUUAUAGCCACUUCGAUCCCAGUUAGACAGAGUGACAGACUCGUCUCCGAGGAAAAGUGUACAAAGAGUUUAGUGUGGGGUCCUCCAGUGAAUAGCUUGUUAUGGCAUCGGUGCAGAAUCGGUUUCUGCAGCCACAGCAACCUCCAGUACCUCGGCGGAAAAGGUGGGCAGGUUGUUUGGGUGGACUGUCUUGUUUCCGGACACAAAAAGGUGGAAAGCGUAUUGUUCCUGCAUCACGCAUCCUGGAUGCCAAUGCUAUAUCAAAUCAGCCAAUUGGGCCUCCAGGUGGUGGAUUGACUAAUCAGGCUACUGGCGUUGCUUUGUCUCUUUUAGCUCCACCAUCCUCACCUGCUUCAUUCUCGAAUUCUGGACUCCCAUCAACAGCUCAGUCACCCAACUGCUUCUUGUCUGCCAAUUCACCUGGAGGUCCUUCAUCUACUAUGUUCGUCACUGGUCCAUAUGCUCACGAGACUCAGCUGGUCUCACCUCCUGUAUUCUCGACUUUCACAACUGAGCCAUCUACAGCUCCUUUAACUCCUCCACCAGAGCUGGCACAUUUGACAACUCCAUCUUCACCAGAUGUGCCUUAUGCACGUUUCCUUUCAUCGUCGGCGAAAUUCAAAACCACUGAUAAGAUCAGCUACCCUGCUGCAAAUGAUCUUCAAUCAACAUAUUUACUUUAUCCGGGUAGUCCUGCAAGUACGCUUAGAUCACCUGUUUCAAGGACGUCCGGUGAUUGCUUAUCGUCAUCCUUCAAUGGAAGGGAAUUCCCUUCUCAGUGGGAUCCCUCUAUCCCUUCAGAAGGGUCUCCAUAUGCAAAGUCUGACUCAGGCAUGUUUCUUGAUGCCCAGACAGCUGGAGCCUCCAAGUCACGUCAAGAUUCCAAUUUCUUCUGCCCAGAGACAUUUGCUCAAUUCUACCUUGACCAUUCAUCCUUUUCUAAUUCUGGUGGCAGGCUAAGUAUUUCCAAGGAAUCAGAUGCUUAUUCAAAUGGUGGAAAUGGAUACCAGAACCGUCAGAACAAAACUUGCAAACCAGAUGCUGAGGAACUCGAAGCUUACAGAGCAUCUUUUGGUUUUAGUGCAGAUGAAAUCAUUACCACAACUAAUUAUGUUGAGAUCUCUGAGGUGUUAGAUGACUCCUUUAGCAUAACACCUUUUGCUUCCAGUAAGCAUACCGAGGAGGAACAUAUUGCAACUCCACCCAGGAAAGAUGUAAUUGAAACCGAGAAGAGGGAAGAACAUUUUCCUUGCCCACAGCUCAGUAAAGUACGACUGAAUCGGUCAAGUAGCGUUCAUAUUGGAGGUUCAUAUAAUCACAUUGAAGAUCAAAUUCCACAGAGGCGGUUAGGAGAUACUGGGCGAAGCCUCCAAAGUAACCACACUUUGAGCGACGGUGGCAGCAUAUUCUCUAAGAUGGGUGCUUCUGGGGUUGGGCGUAAGUAUAAGUUUGGUGCAUCAAAUUCUGAUGCAGAGAUUGAAUACAAGAGAGUGUCAAGUUUGAGAGAAGGGCGCUACCGGAGAGUACACUAAGGUUAGGUUACUCUGCCUUUCCCGGCAGAGGAGCCAUGAGGAACUUUCUUAGGUGUUGGGUGUUCCUUAGCCGCAUGAUCUAUCCAACAUCUAUGUCGAGUCUGUCAUAUAAUGUGCCUCCCAGUGAUGGUAUAUUUCUCAUGAAAAUGCUGGGAAUGGAUCACCCGGGGAUGAUUUGGAGCAAAGAGGAAGAUGAGACUGUUUAUAUAUGUAAAUGUUUAAGCAUUUACAUGGUCCUAAAAUGGCAGUAGUGGCUUUAAAUAUAAUUGUGUAGUAUGUAGUGCCCACUCAACAUUUUGGAUCAUGUCCGAUUAGCUUCUCUUUAUUGUACAAAUGUUUAUUCAGUGAUAUACAGUUUAGUACUCAAGAUUUCUAGUCA
Salvia hispanica is the source of this 2221-nucleotide messenger RNA. RefSeq lists its product as uncharacterized. The record is from RefSeq and is a predicted model, not a curated record. NCBI's taxonomy places the organism in Eukaryota, Viridiplantae, Streptophyta, Magnoliopsida, Lamiales, Lamiaceae.